Grosmannia clavigera kw1407 is the source of this 4644-nucleotide messenger RNA. Its product is annotated as acetolactate synthase. Lineage: Eukaryota; Fungi; Ascomycota; Sordariomycetes; Ophiostomatales; Ophiostomataceae. The record is from RefSeq and is a predicted model, not a curated record. Gene Ontology annotation, biological process: L-valine biosynthetic process. Gene Ontology annotation, molecular function: flavin adenine dinucleotide binding; magnesium ion binding; thiamine pyrophosphate binding. The transcript is spliced from 9 exons. Gene Ontology annotation, cellular component: acetolactate synthase complex; mitochondrion. The coding region runs from base 1 to 4644 and encodes 1547 amino acids.
AUGUACACCACAUCAUUUGCCUUUUUUGAGGCCCUGUGGGAUGCCGGCGUCUCCCACUGCUUUGUCAAUCUGGGCUCGGACCAUCCCAGCAUCAUCGAGGCAAUGGUCAAGGGCCAAAGGGAGCGGAAAGGAAAAUUUCCCCGCUUCAUCACUUGUCCUAACGAGAUGGUCGCUAUGUCCAUGGCAGAUGGAUAUGCCCGUCUGACCGGCAAGCCACAGUGCGUGAUUGUGCACGUGGACGUCGGGACGCAGGGACUCGGUGCUGCCGUGCACAAUUCCAGCACUGGACGUGCACCUGUGCUGGUGUUUGCUGGGCUUAGUCCGUUCACCCUGGACGGCGAGCUGCGUGGCACGCGCACAGAAUACAUCCACUGGAUCCAAGAUGUGCCUGACCAAAAGCAGAUCAUCGGUCAGUACUGCCGCUAUACUGCCGAGCUGAAGACUGGCCGCAACGUGAAGCAGAUGGUCAACCGCGCCUUGUCUUUUGCACGUUCCGCACCGGCUGGACCGGUGUAUCUCUGCGGCGCACGCGAAGUCAUGGAGGAGGAGAUUCAGCCGUACGAACUGAACCAGGACCACUGGAAGCCAGUUCAGCUUGGCGGAUUGCCGGAAUCAUCUGUGGAGGACAUUGCUGAGGCACUGUCCAAAGCCAAGGAGCCGCUUAUCAUCACUGGCUACUCUGGACGCAAUCAAGCUACGGCACCAGCUCUGGUCAAGUUGGCAGACGCAGUGCCGAAACUACGCGUAUUGGACACGGGUGGCAGUGACAUGUGCUUCCCAGCGAAUCAUCCGGCGUGGCUGGGCCUCCGAUUCGGAAAUCACGACGCUAUUCGCACAGCCGACGUCAUACUUGUGCUUGAUUGUGACGUGCCCUGGAUCCCAACCCAGUGCUCUCCACCUACGGAUGCCCGUGUUUUCCACAUCGACUGUGAUCCUCUGAAGAGGAUGAUGCCAGUGUUCUACAUUGCAGCCGAGCAGCGGAUAUUGGCCGACUCACUGGCUUCUAUCGAGCAGAUCAGCGCCUAUCUGGAGAAGUCGGGCCCGAAAGUCGAUGCGGAAGCGAAAGAAGCUCGGGUCCAAGCCCACAAGGCGCUCCUGGCGUCUUAUGAAAGUAAGGCGAAGCCGCUUGCGGACGGUGGAUUUGGUGUUGGGCACUUGACUCGCGUCCUGCGAGACACAUGCCCUACCGAUACGAUCUGGGCCAUUGAAGCAGUCACCAGCACUGGAUUUGUGCACGAUAAUCUGCAGCCCAGCCUCCCAGGACAGUGGAUCAACUGUGGUGGAGGUGGUUUGGGCUGGUCUGGUGGCGGUGCUUUGGGCAUCAAGCUGGCCACGGAUUAUGAGAACGGCGGACCGGGCAAGGGCAAGUUUGUUUGCCAGAUUGUUGGCGACGGAACCUUUCUCUUUUCGGUGCCAGGAAGCGUGUACUGGAUUUCUCGGCGCUACAACAUCCCCGUUUUGACGAUUGUGCUGAACAACAAGGGUUGGAAUGCACCGCGACGGUCUCUUUUGCUCGUCCAUCCAGAUGGCCUGGGAGCCGGGGCGAGCAACGAAGAGAUUAAUAUUUCAUUUGAUCCAUCGCCAGACUACUCUGGCAUAGCCAAGGCUGCCGCUGGAGGCAACUUGUUCACUGCACGAGUAGAUCAGACAAGCGAGCUCCAGGCCGUCCUGAAGCAGGCUGUGGACUCUGUACUGAGUGGCCAAAGUGCAGUUAUCGACAUCAAGAUUGAUCGCGAUGGGUUACUGCUGGCUGGGAUGGCGAUCAGAUAUUGGAAGGAGGAGGACGUAGAGCCGUGGUCAGCUCUUGACUGGGAAACCAUCAAAUCGUUUCUCUGGAUUGGUUACGAUAUCUGCUGGGCCAAGAGUCUGCAGCAAGGAAAUGAGUACAUCACCAAGGGCAUCCAGAAAGACGCUCUUGAAGACGUUACUAUCAUCUACGAAUUUCUUCCACAACUAAUCUGGACCCUGAUGCAAGAAAAAAAGAUCACCGUAACAGAGGAAGCGCCACACCUUCGACCACCAGAGUUCGGCGAAGUCCACAGAAAUUUGUUCCUAUGCCUCGCAAGCUACAGCAGGAAGCUCGACCAGAGCUACCCCGAAAGGAUGGAGGCUUGGCAGCAGGUCGACAGAUGUCUGCAGAGAAACGGAUUCGACAAGCUGGAAAACCAGAAAACAAUAUGCGAGGCCGUUUACAAUCGCUUAGCCGGAUUCAUCAAAGCGCGAGAUGGCUUUAAUGCCAUGAUUCUUACAAAGGCCUAUAUGGAUGUGGAUCAUCGUGCUGAGAAUGGGGGCUUUGCUAAAAACAACUGCAGAAGCAUCCCUGCCUCUGAAGUUUCACCGCAGAUGUGGCUGGUGAACUUUGGGUCAAACGACACAGAGGCAACGCGAUCCAAGAAAGCGCAAUGCGGUGUCAGGGUUAUCUUCCUGAUGGCAGCUGGGGAGACGCCUCGCAAGUCACUACCACAAUGGUCUCAGUUUGGAACUCCGUACUACUUGAUCAAGGGAACGACAGUGAAGUUGCUGAAGCCAGUUGAGACUGGAGGUAUGGUCUCAUUUCAGUCUUCCUACUGGGAAUGGAAUACAUCGCGCAGUGUUAGCGACAACACAACACUCAACCUUCACAACAAUGCAGGCGAUUUUUUGCUUCACAUAUCACUGCGCCAGUCAAGGAAUACUGUCGUGCUCAAUAGCCGGCAUGUCGACGGAAACUGGGGACCCGACGAGGUUUUCCAGUUGAGAGACACCUUUGUUGGGUCAAACUACAGCAUUUCCGUUCGCAUUCAUUACGACGGCUACGAACUCCUCUUCAGUUACCAGCCCGCUGCAUACUACAAACGAAGAAUUGCGGGAGUCGUGUCUUCUGUCUCGUACAACGCGAAUACCGCCAACUAUUCGCCGCUCUCGGAGGCACUGAUAGUUUCAGUUUUCGACUCUAUAGAACAGUUGACCCAGACCAACCAGCUUGCCAACUGUGAAACCCCGGGAGACUCCUACGGAAGACCGAACGCGCGUACCAUAACGACACGGCCUGCGUUUAAACGUGGUGCCAGUUUUGCAGCGACGCCUGGGAAGAUGACGAAGGACAAUCUCGAUAAGAGUACUGUCACGGCCAAGGAUCACGCUUUCAUUCUCGAGAACCAGUUGACUGUCACAUACGGCCAAAUCAGCAGUCUCGCGGGAGACUUCUACGGAACCCACGAGCCCAUCAGCGAUGGCUUUAGCGACGAGGACCAAGCCGACCGCUUCGUCAAAGCAUACAAUACGCUCGCUUCCCGCUAUGCAGGCCAGCCAGCAGAAGCCAUCGAGAUCCUCAAGAUCAUGAAGAAGGAGAUCAGCGCUGUCAACGAUGCCAUUGCUAACCACGAGAAUCCAUCCGAAGCGUACAGCAGUCUUCCUGACGAGACCUGGGCCUAUGAGAAGCUGACGAUGUUUCGUCGGGGACAGCCGAGCUAUCUUGGGCUAGCCUGGCGCAACUGGGACCAUUUCGGCGAAGAUGCUCGAACAGCGUAUAACGCCGGCCAUUCGAAAGCUCUCGAGGUGGCUAUCGCUGGGGACCUUGAGAAGGCAUAUGCUAUGAACGCCUUUGCCGAUCACUUCUUGGAAGACUUGUUUUCGGCAGGUCACCUCAGAACUCCACGUCGUUUGUUGCAUUCAGACAAAGUGUCCAUACCGGACUAUUGUGCCAAACUCAUGUACGACGAAGACAAUGCCAUCGGUCUCUCCGUCACCAACCCCAACGGUGAGACAUGGACUGCUUAUGGCGAUAAAUCCGGCCUCGACCCAGAGAACGACGAGAACAAAAGGCGCUGCGUGAAGGCGCUGCAGACGUCCGCUAACGAGGUCUACAUGGCUUGGAAGAAAAAGAAACAACCCAGCAGAUACAGCUACGGAGCAUGGGCGCACGCACCAACUCUGGAAUCCGCACAAGGAGAACAAGCCCUGGCGCCGCUUAUACGCGAUGGGAAGAGGCGCGCUGCAAUACGGAAGCGAGGGGCCUGGUCGUUUACCGAAAGCUGGACGUGUGCUGGAACGGCUCUCGAGUGCGCCAACAGCGGCUGGUGGAGCUACCCCAUCACCAUUGACGGUACGUCGGGGCCCCUGCGUGGAACUGACAUCGCCGUCACUGCGACAGACUCAAUGAAAUGCAAGGUCUACUACCAAGAUGCUCAAGGGGUAAUUUGCGAGUACGUCAACGACAGCGGCUGGUCGGUCACAACUUCGCCGACGUUCAGCGCCAAAAUGUUCAGUCCUCUGGCUGUCGUCAGCUUUGAUUUGGGCAAGCAGGAGUACUGCUAUAACGCCGCAUCUUGGGUGAAGGGUGCCGUACUCCCGCUCGCUCACACGGGGACCAGUCUGGCCGCCAGCAUCACGGAAUUUAGGUGGAAUGGAGAGUGGACGUCGGACGGCACAGUCCUCGAGCCCCUAGAAAUCGGGAGGUGUACCGCGGCCUUCCAGUGGGAUGGUGGAAGCUGUAUACGGUUUUAUUAUCAAGGCGAUGAUGACGGGCUGUGGGAGCAGUGCCAGAAUCAAGACGGGCCGUGGUUUACGGGAGCUUUCAACAACGCUACAGGUGGUCGUAGGGGAGUGGACAAGGCUCGCAGGACGAUCCAAUAUACUGCUGAUGAAAAUGCCGAGAGAAACUGA